AAUUGCCACCCUUCUGCCCGCCCACCGCCUGGGAGGGGACAAAGUCACCUGCGCCCGGGUACCUGGCCGUGGCUUGGCUGCGCUCCCGGGAAGGUUCUCUUGCGGACUGGAUCGGCUCCGCUCGCCCGCCCAGGACUCUGGCCUUGCUGUCCCCGGCGCGGGCGUGCUGAAUUUCGCGGAAAAUAAUUCACACUUCACAACCUCCCCCCCACCCCAUAUGUGUCCUUAGAAGGAAUUUGGUGAUCCAAAACUGAGGAAUUGUGUGCCUUGCAGCAAUGUCAGCAGAUGCUGUUGCCAUCCCAGAGAAUAUAAAUGGUAACAGUUACAGCCAAGAAAGCAAGCCUUCAAAUCUGCGGGUUUCGGAGAAGAAGUGUUCAUGGGCCUCUUAUAUGACUAACUCACCAACUCUGAUUGUAAUGAUUGGUCUUCCUGCAAGAGGCAAGACUUAUGUAUCUAAGAAAUUAACUCGCUACCUCAACUGGAUUGGAGUGCCUACAAAAGUUUUUAAUUUAGGGGUUUAUCGUCGUGAAGCAGUUAAAUCAUAUAAAUCAUAUGAUUUCUUCAGACAUGAUAAUGAAGAAGCCAUGAGGAUUAGAAAACAGUGUGCCUUGGUGGCCCUUGAAGAUGUGAAAGUUUAUUUCAUGGAAGAGGCUGGCCAGAUUGCUGUCUUUGAUGCAACCAAUACAACACGAGAAAGACGGGAUAUGAUUUUAGCUUUUGCCAAAGAAAAUUCUUAUAAGGUUUUUUUUGUGGAAUCUGUCUGUGAUGAUCCAGAAGUCAUUGCAGCCAAUAUAUUGGAUGUUAAAGUCUCCAGUCCAGAUUAUCCAGAAAGAAACCGAGAAAAUGUGAUGGAAGAUUUUCUGAAGAGAAUAGAAUGUUAUAAAGUCACCUAUCAACCCCUUGAUCCAGUUGAUUAUGACAAAGACCUUUCUUUCAUUAAAGUUAUCAACGUUGGGCAGCGCUUUCUGGUCAACCGGGUCCAAGACUACAUCCAAAGUAAAAUUGUCUAUUAUCUCAUGAAUAUUCACAUUCAGCCACGCACAAUUUAUCUCUGUAGACAUGGAGAAAGUGAAUGCAACCUUAUUAGAAAGAUAGGUGGAGAUUCAGGCCUGUCAACACGUGGGAAGCAGUUUGCUGAAGCAUUGAAAAUGUUUAUCAAAGAGCAAGAGAUUAUGGAUCUGAAAGUUUGGACUAGCCAGUUGAAAAGAACAAUCCAAACAGCAGAAGCCCUAGGCGUACCAUAUGAGCAAUGGAAGAUACUGAAUGAAAUCGAUGCAGGAGUAUGUGAAGAAAUGACAUAUGAAGAGAUUCAAAGAAAAUAUCCAGAAGAGUUUGCACUUCGAGAUCAAGAGAAGUACCUUUACCGCUAUCCUGGAGGAGAAUCUUACCAAGAUUUGGUCCAACGCUUGGAACCUGUAAUUAUGGAACUGGAACGUCAAGAGAAUGUCCUAGUUAUUUCUCACCAGGCAGUUAUGAGAUGUCUAUUGGCCUAUUUUCUUGACAAGAGUGCAGAUGAAUUGCCUUAUUUAAGAUGUCCUCUUCAUACCAUCUUUAAGCUUACACCAGUUGCUUAUGGCUGCAAAUUAGACAUGAUUUCUCUGAAUGUUGAAGCUGUAGACACCCACCGGGACAAGCCAUCCACAGUGAAAAAAGCUGGCUUAGCAAUGUAGAAGUAUUCCAUUUGUGUCAUAGAAAAACUUCAUGGAUGUCUCUGAAAAAAAAUCACCUUCGACUGGAACUACUUGAAAGGUUAUUUAAUGAAGCUGCUUCUGCUGCCUCAGGGGCUUUAAGGCAUGGUGGAUUGUCUCAUUUUUUGAACUUCUCUAGUGUCUCAGGAAAUGGAGUACUGAACAUUUCCUUCAUGAUGUAUAUUAAAUGAUCUGCGUUUGAACUUAGAACAAGCUUGCUUUAAAGCUCUUAAGGCCUAAUAAUGUACUUAUUGGUUGUCUAUAGGUCACAUCUUUCUGGAAUUUAAAAAGCAUCAAUAUUAAAAGUAUAGACCAAUUUCAUACCUGUUUAAAUGUUAUGGCUAACAAAUUAAAAUCAUAAGAAAUACCAUUCUUGUAAAACCUUUAUAGAAAAGCCAUAACAUCUAAGCUACAUUUAAAUAGGUUGAGAUUUGUUGUAUAGAUGUGACUCAUAAAAAUUAAGAUUUUUUUUGCCUCUCCAAAACACAAAUCUUAUUUUGUUUCUUUCUUCAUAAAUAUUGUAUGUGGAUUGCACUAUGUAACUUAACAAAGUUCUUCCUUAUAGAAAAAUAACUGCAUAAGAAUCUACUUCUCAAACUUCUUGUAGCUAAUUCAAAAAGUAUUUUAACUUGAAUUUAUAGUGUUAUACGUGCAGUAACAGUGAUAGUAGACAUUAUUUUACAAUAAAAGAUCUAUACAGAACAUUUUGCUGAAUAGGUAAUAGCAAGCAUGUCCAUUUGAAUCUCCUUAAAUGUUUAGGAGAGUUUAGUCUGUCUUACUUGGUUCUGCAGGAAAUAUGAGGGUUUUUCUUUCUUUCAAGGGCAUUUAAUCUUGAACUCUUGUCUUCAAUAGUUCUUGAGUGGCUACCUUUCAGGUACUCAUCCUCAUUGUGGGAUAUGAUAAACAUUAAGUUUUUAAAUGCUGAUUCCAGGGUAGAAACAUCUUAGCCAAAAUGAUAGCAAUAAGGUCUCCAAUAGCAAAGACAAAAUAUAUUAGACUUUGCUAUUUCCUUUCUCAUUUCAGGAGAAAAGUCAAAAGUUAAUAAAUAUUAAAAGUAGAAUCAUUGCUUGCUAACCAGUUUGAAACAACUAUCAAUUUUACUAUGGGUAAUUUUAAGUAAACUCUACCAUUGAUGUAAAGGUGGUAAGCAAUUCUUAGUAACAAUUAUUUAUUUUAAUGCAGGGAUCACCACCCUACAGGCUGUGGCCCACUAAUGAGCCAUAGCUUAUUUGCAACCAGGCUGCAUGAGUGGUGGACCGGUGUGCGACCACAUGCAUGCACAGCUCAACUUGCAUAAGUUGAGCUGCAUGUUCAUGCACAUUCCCAUCAGCCUCUUGCGUGCACAAGUUGAGCUGUACACACAUGUGCAUGCCGGUCCGCUGUUCAUGCGGCCUGGUUCCCCUCUCCCCCUCCACCAGGCUGCCAAGCAGCAAAGAUUGGGGACCACUGUUUUAAUGUAUAAUAAAAGUAGCAGAAGUACAUCACUUAGGCCAAUCAUAGGGUUUUUCCAAAAGUGCCAUCUAUAUGAACUAAUUGAAAAAGUUAAUGCUUCAAAACUCCAAGCUGAGAAGAUUUGGAUUUCUAAAAAGUCAAGUAAAGAUCUGCUUGCCAUAUUUUAAAGAUUUUUAAUUGCAGCUCUGUUCUUCAUGAUUCUUAUUUUUUUGUUAAAAGAAAUAUUAUAGCCAACAUGUCUUCAGUGGAGGAGGUCAAAAUAUGCAAGAUGGAUGCUGUGGUAUCAUCAUCAAAGCUACAUGCUUUGAUGGUUAGCACAGUGGUUAAAAUGCAGUACUGCAGGCUAAUUCUGCUGACUGCCGACUGCCAACAGUUCGGCAGUUCGAGUCUCACCAGCUCAAGGUUGACUUAGCCUUCCAUCCUUGGAAGUUGGUAAAAUGAGAUCCAGAUUGUUGGAGGCAAUAUGCUGACUUUGUAAACUGUUUAGAGAGGGCUGUAAAGCACUGUGAAGCAGUAUAUAAGUUUAAGUGCUACUGUUACAUUCUUUUUGUACCUAUGGUAGUAAAUAGUGAACCUGUGCCUUCCAUUUUGCUGAUGUUGACUUCCCCAGUGGCAUGACAUUAAAUGUCUGUUUGCUUUUGCAUUUACAAAUACCUAAAUCUACAAUUUGCAUUUUAAAAACUUAUAUGAAAUGCUAAGAUACAUUUGAUAUACGAGUUGCGUUCUGUGUUUGAUGCACAAUGAUUAACGAUUGAUCUUGGAAAGAUCUUUAAAGCAUAGCUUCUAUCCUCCUGUUUUGGUCUCUAACAUGUUAAGUUUGCCUUAUUUCUAAUAGAAGGCAUCUUGUAAUUUGUAUACAUUGGGCAUGCAAAAGUAGCACAGAACUCAAUGCAUAUUUUUCUCUUUGUAUCCUGAAUAGAGAUAGAAUAUCAGGUAAGCUAAAGCAGUAUGUCUGAAAGAUUUAUAUAACUGGAUACAUACUGUAUCUUCUUGUUGUUGUUCAUUAA
Molecule: messenger RNA, 4147 nt
Organism: Pseudonaja textilis
Lineage: Eukaryota; Metazoa; Chordata; Lepidosauria; Squamata; Elapidae
Gene: PFKFB2
Product: 6-phosphofructo-2-kinase/fructose-2,6-biphosphatase 2
Biological process (GO): fructose 2,6-bisphosphate metabolic process; fructose metabolic process
Cellular component (GO): cytosol
Molecular function (GO): 6-phosphofructo-2-kinase activity; fructose-2,6-bisphosphate 2-phosphatase activity; ATP binding
Source: RefSeq, a predicted model, not a curated record